Messenger RNA from Seriola aureovittata, 1691 nucleotides. RefSeq names its product notochord homeobox (gene noto). Gene Ontology annotation, molecular function: DNA binding; DNA-binding transcription factor activity, RNA polymerase II-specific. Lineage: Eukaryota; Metazoa; Chordata; Actinopteri; Carangiformes; Carangidae. Gene Ontology annotation, biological process: neuron differentiation; regulation of DNA-templated transcription; central nervous system development. The coding region runs from base 787 to 1572 and encodes 261 amino acids. The transcript has 3 exons. The record is from RefSeq and is a predicted model, not a curated record.
UCAGUUUGAAGAGCGACACCGCUGCUGUUAAAAGGCACACGUGGGGAAAAGAGCUCAUUGAUUUUAUACAGGAAAAAGAUUAUGGACUGUUUACACACGGAGGUGAUUCUUGACUUACAACCGCUUGAGAGAAAUACAAAUUAAAACCUCCAACAGGCUGUGGCUGAAUUAGAAGAUGGCAACAAAAAAAAAAAAAAAAAAAAAAAAAUGCGCUUGGGAUCAAAAUGGGGGAGAAAAUCAAAUUAAUUAAAUCAGCACAGUAGAUUCUCUGUAAAUCGUACAACUUUAAGUCGGCGUCCAAUUGUGAAGCGACUUGUUACGCUGCUUAAAGCAUCUGUCGGGCAGCCGGGACUUAAAAGGCUCCAAAAUAAGAUGAUUUGGUAACAUCAAGGCUUUCCCAGCGGUAAUGAUUACAUUUGGACUUAAGAUCCAUGCAAGAAUUUGUAGCCCAGUAAAUCUCUCGACUUCCCUGCCCCCACCACUCUUCAAAAGCCUUGUCAUUCAAAGGGUUAGGAUGUUUGACAAUCCCAGCUUGUACUACUCCACCAAUUAAUUGGAUACGUUGUCGGGAUGUUCGUUUCUCUCAUCUGCUACUUAGAAAGACAAAGGAUCGAUGGGGGGCUGUUGACACCUCUGUGUCCGGGUGGAGUAUAAAUGAGGAGCCUCUGCUGAGGAGAACCAUUCACUCUCUCGCUGCACUUGGAGCAACAACUUGUUUUUUUUCUACGAAGACCUUCGAGAUCUUACUUUUCCUCUUUUUUAAAAAAAAAAAAAACAUCUGGCAGAAUGCAGGUGCCGAACAGACCCGUCGGAGCUUAUGGAUACUCUGUGCGUAAUUACGCACCAGCGUCGCUGUUCCCGCAAUACCAGGGGAGCCAGUGCGCGUCAUCAACGAAGCCUCCCAGUGGAAAAUCUUUCACCAUUGAUGCUUUGCUCGCCAAGCCGGAGGACACAACCGGCGGCCGGACGAGUCCUUCUCAAUGCGGAGUGAAAUAUCAGCCAGCUGCUCCGGUCCUGCCUCUCAGCGGACACGUAGGCUUACCCAUAGCACCGGCACCGUACGUCUACUCUCCAAACAUGUUGCACUCAGCUGUUCACACACAGCCUGGGUAUUCAAUCUACUGCUGCCCGCCGUUCACAUACCAGUCAACGUGUCGUGGAGCAUUUUACGCACAAGCUUCAAUGUCCAAAGUCAACGCAGGCCUGCAUUCGUUCAAGACCAAAGGUGGGAAGUCCAAACGGAUGCGCACCAGUUUCACCAGCGAGCAGCUGUCCCGGCUGGAGAAGGAGUUUGCCCGGCAGCAGUACAUGGUCGGAUCAGAGAGGUUCCUCCUGGCCUCCGCUCUGCAGCUCACAGAAGCUCAGGUCAAAGUCUGGUUCCAGAACCGACGCAUCAAGUGGCGCAAACAGAGUCUGGAGCAGCAGCAGGCCAAGCUGGCCAAACUGGGCCUGGCCGCUCCGCCAAAAAGCCCCGGAUCUCAAGGGCACGGAGACGAAGGCGAUGAGGAUGAGGAGUUCUCCGACUCAGACGUGGACAUCGACGUGUCCGAUGACUCCACUGACCACUGCUAACCCGCCGCCACUGGACUUUUCAAAACAAGACUUUUUGUACAUAACCGCUGAGAAAGGAGGCCUCUGUCUCCAGCUACGAGUAUUUAAUAGAUGUAUAGUUAUAUAUUUAAUUUUCUACA